ACUCUCUGUCCCUCUCCGUCUCAGCCACCAUGCCCAAAAUCCGGACGACCCGUACAAAAAAGCCGCCAGAAGGCUUUGAGGACAUCGAGACUAUCCUCGAUGACUACGCGAAGAAGAUGCGCGACGCAGAGAACGAGUCGCACGAGGGCAAGCGCAAGUCGGAGUCGCUCUGGCCCAUCAUGCGCAUAUCCCACACCCGCUCACGCUACAUCUACGAGCUCUAUUACAAGCGGGAGGCCAUAAGCCGGGAGCUGUACGAUUGGCUGCUGAAGGAGGGUUAUGCGGACGCAAAUCUCAUUGCUAAAUGGAAGAAGGCUGGGUAUGAGAAGCUCUGCUGUAUACGGUGUAUCCAGACAAGGGAUAUGAACUACCAGGGCUCAACGUGUAUAUGCCGAGUGCCGAAAGCACAGCUCCGGAAGGACACAGUCGUGGAGUGUGUACAUUGCGGAUGCCGGGGAUGCAGCUCCGACACAUGAUAGUGCUAUUACUACACCUGCAGGCCGCGAGGAGUGCUUGCCGGAGUAAAAGAGGAAGAUGUCGCGCAGACAUGGUCGGUGGCGUUCCCUUGUUACUAUAGCUUUGGGGCCUGGCCCGUGUAUCAUUACUAUCUAUCUUGACAGACAGAACACGCGGCGUUCUGGACAGCGAUCUCUACGAGAAUCGCCUGAUGUAUGGCAUGGACAUCGAAUGCUGAGUAACAAAGGACCCUUUCAGGGUGGACGUUGUUCACUUCGGGAAGCGCGUCUCUUCGUGGAGCAACGCCUUCGAUUAUCAUCGACCGGUUUCGCCAAUCGGG
Fomitopsis serialis is the source of this 796-nucleotide messenger RNA. RefSeq names its product G10 protein. The transcript is spliced from 6 exons. Lineage: Eukaryota; Fungi; Basidiomycota; Agaricomycetes; Polyporales; Fomitopsidaceae. Gene Ontology annotation, biological process: mRNA splicing, via spliceosome. Bases 30 to 476 code for a protein of 148 amino acids. The record is from RefSeq and is a predicted model, not a curated record. Gene Ontology annotation, cellular component: nucleus; spliceosomal complex.